Messenger RNA from Pimephales promelas (fathead minnow), 638 nucleotides. The record is from RefSeq and is a predicted model, not a curated record. NCBI's taxonomy places the organism in Eukaryota, Metazoa, Chordata, Actinopteri, Cypriniformes, Leuciscidae.
AUGUGUAGUUGUGCGGAUCCAGAUCUGUGCUGCUCUGGAGUGAAUAACUCCUGUCACCGCUUGAACUGUUUUUGUGACGUUGCUUGUCUGAGAAUUGGCGACUGCUGCCCUGAUUUCAAACCCACCUGCCUCACAGUCAAUAACAGCUCCAACGGCACUAAACCAAACAACACUUUGACACUGACAGGAAAGUGUUCACAGCCGACUCUGUGCUGCAGUGGCCUAAACUACGACUGUUUCAGAGGCUGUUUUUGUGACGAGGUCUGUAAACAGUUCAAUGACUGCUGUCCCGACCUCAACAGCACCUGCAUUUUUAAUAAUACCCAAACUGCAGCUCCACCAGUCAACUCCACAGCUCCACCCACAGAUGUUCUCACAUUACUCACUAAUCUGGACGUGGAGAUUUUGGCGGAGGAGUCGUCCACUGAAGAGGAGCGUCAGGCUGCACUGCGUCAGGUUGGCGCUUUAGUGGAGAGUUACUUAAGACAGUAUAAUGACAUCUACUCUUUUGAGGUCACGAGAAUUGAGCCGGUAUCAUCAUCAUCAUCACCAUGUGAUUGAGUCACAAAUCAGCUGAGAGGAUCAGAUAUGAAUAAAUCCUUAUCAAAAGACUUAUACAUUAAAAAUAUUUUAAUCUU